AUGCNUUCUAAUAAUUGCUUUGGUCAGGGCACGGUUGUGGAAGGGACAAUUCAGAAGUUAUUUGAGGGCCACCACAUGAAUUACAUCGAAUGUAUUAAUGUGGACUUUAAAUCGACGAGAAAAGAGUCAUUUUAUGAUCUUCAACUUGAUGUCAAAGGUUGUCGCGAUGUUUAUGCCUCUUUUGACAAGUAUGUAGAAGUUGAACGUCUAGAAGGCGAUAACAAGUACCAUGCUGAAGAACAUGGUUUGCAGGAUGCUAAGAAGGGUGUACUGUUUAUUGACUUUCCUCCAGUUCUCCAGCUUCAGUUAAAGCGGUUUGAAUAUGAUUUCAUGCGAGAUACAAUGGUUAAGAUAAAUGACCGCUACGAAUUUCCUCUGGAACUUGACCUUGAUAGGGAGAAUGGCAAAUAUUUAUCUCCCGAUGCAGACAGGAGUGUCCGAAACCUCUAUACACUUCAUAGUGUUUUGGUUCAUAGUGGUGGGGUGCAUGGUGGACAUUAUUAUGCUUUCAUCAGGCCAACGUUAUCAGACCAAUGGUACAAGUUUGAUGAUGAACGGGUGACAAAAGAAGACAUGAAGAGGGCUUUAGAGGAACAGUAUGGUGGUGAGGAGGAGUUGCCACAGACAAAUCCAGGUUUCAAUAACGCUCCCUUUAAGUUUACAAAAUACUCAAAUGCUUACAUGCUGGUUUACAUACGUGAGAGCGACAAGGAUAAAAUAAUAUGUGAUGUGGAUGAGAAGGACAUUGCAGAACAUCUGAGAAUAAGGUUAAAGAAAGAACAAGAAGAGAAAGAGGACAAGAGAAGAUACAAAGCGCAGGCCCACCUUUAUACAAUUAUCAAGGUUGCACGCGAUGAAGAUCUUAAGGAACAGAUUGGAAGGGAGAUAUAUUUUGAUCUUGUGGAUCAUGACAAAGUUCAUAGCUUUCGGAUUCAGAAACAGAUGCCUUUUAACCUUUUCAAGGAGGAAGUUGCAAAGGAAUUGGGUAUACCUGUUCCAUUUCAGCGUUUCUGGAUUUGGGGAAAGCGGCAAAAUCACACUUAUCGGCCUAAUCGUCCAUUGAGUUCACAGGAGGAACUACAAACAGUUGGGCAGUUAAGAGAAGUUUCUAACAAAACCAACACUGCGGAACUGAAGUUAUUUUUGGAAGUGAACCAUGGGCUGGAUCUGCUUCCUAUUCCUCUACUUGAAAAAAGUAAAGAUGAUAUACUCCUUUUCUUCAAACUUUAUGAUCCUGCGAAAGAAGAACUACGUUAUAUUGGUAGGCUGUUUGUGAAGAGUUCCAGUAAGCCAACUGAUAUACUUGGAAAGCUGAAUGAAUUGGCUGGAUUUGCUCCCAACCAAGAAAUUGAGCUUUUUGAGCCUGAAGUUGAAGAACAAGUCCGAUACCCGGAUGUUUCUUCAUUUUUGGAAUAUGUGAAAAAUCGCCAGAUUGUCCAUUUCAGAGCUCUGGAGAAACCAAAGGAAGUUGAUUUCUGUCUGGAGUUAGCAAAAAGCAACACAUAUGAUGAAGUAGUGGACAAAGUAGCUCAGCGUCUUGGUGUGGAUGAUCCUUCAAAAAUUAGGCUGACUCCUCAUAACUGCUACUCACAGCAACCAAAGCCCAACCCCAUUAAGUAUCGGUCUGUCGAUCAUCUGGUUGACAUGCUUAUCCACUACAAUCAGAUCUCUGAUAUUCUGUAUUAUGAAGUUCUGGACAUCCCUCUGCCAGAGUUGCAAUGUCUGAAGACACUCAAGGUCGCCUUUCAUCAUUCCACAAAGGAUGAGAUUGAAAUUCUGAACAUAAGAUUGCCUAAGCAGAGUACUGUGGGUGAUGUGCUUAAUGAAAUCAAAUCAAAGGUUGACUUGUCUCGUCAAGAUGCAGAACUUAGAUUACUUGAAGUCUUCUAUCACAAGAUCUAUAAGAUCUUUCCACUCACUGAGAAAAUUGAGAAUAUAAAUGACCAGUACUGGACAUUGCGGGCAGAGGAGAUACCAGAAGAAGAGAAAAAUCUUGGUCCCCAUGAUCGUUUAAUUCAUGUUUACCAUUUCACGAAAGAGACUCCACAGAAUCAAAUGCAAGUGCAGAAUUUCGGGGAACCUUUCUUUCUGGUUAUCCAUGAAGGUGAAACUUUAGCUGAGAUUAAAGUGCGCAUUCAAAAGAAAUUGCAGGUUCCAGAUGAGGAGUUCUCUAAGUGGAAGUUUGCAUUUUUGUCAUUGGGCCGCCCAGAUUACCUUCAGGACUCUGACAUUGUAUCCAGUCGUUUCCAGAGAAGAGAUGUUUAUGGUGCUUGGGAACAGUAUCUUGGGUUGGAGCAUGCAGAUAAUACACCUAAGAGAGCUUACUCAGUUAGCCAGAAUCGACACACCUUUGAAAAGCCUGUCAAGAUAUACAACUGAAAGGUCUUGUAAUUCACUGCCCGUGCAAUGGAGCUAGCAAAUGACCCUUCUAUAUCAUUAUAGAAGGGACACAUAAAAGUUUUGACAGCUGUGGAAUGACGAUGAGGAAGGCAGAGAAGUGGCAUCAAGUUCAUUCAGUUACAUAAAGGGGACUUGCUUCUGUUUUCUCAAGGUGAUUUCUUCAGUUACAUAAAGGGGACUUGCUUCUGUUUUCUCAAGGCUAUUAUUCUUCCUUUGAUUUGGUUGGGGAAGCGAAUGUUGUAAUCGCUUCUUUCUUUGUGGUUAGGAUAUGGCUUUAGUUAUCGUCGUCAAUCUUCAGAGUUAUUGCUCUAUUGAGGGCUGGGCCUCUUCCCCCCUCCCCCCUUUUGUUUCAAAUCUUUUUUCUUUUCACGUCUUUUGCAUUAUUUCAUCUGCAUAGAAGAUUUUGAAGGGAAUGUAUAGUUGAUAGUCCGGCACAUUAUAGAUUUGUGAUAUCUGUUAAUCCUUUUCUCCCGUCCCCUCUUCCAGCUGUAUGUAAUAUCGUGUCAAUGGGCAAUGGGUUGUAAAAUUUUGUCUUUUUAUAGUAGUAAUAUAUAGUUAAGUAUA
Nicotiana tabacum (common tobacco) is the source of this 2964-nucleotide messenger RNA. The record is from RefSeq and is a predicted model, not a curated record. Lineage: Eukaryota; Viridiplantae; Streptophyta; Magnoliopsida; Solanales; Solanaceae.